AUGUCACGAUCGGCGUUGCACUCUGUACGGACAUGGUCGACCACCGCGACGACGACUGCGACCCAAGCCACGACCUGCACGUCUCGUCGUCACUGCGGCGUAGCUUCUGCAGCGUCGCCGAUCGAGCUGGGCCGCCGCCCGAGCAACAAAAUCGCUGAGCCGACACUGCGAUCCCGGCUACGCCCGCAGCAGGUUCAUUGUGAGUGAUAAUAGACCGUUGCGGAUUGGAUGCUCGGGACACAAGACUGUUGCGACUCGUGGAGCGAUGCGCUGUCCGGUAUGGCGCCCUGUGUGACGGACGGAUGACCACCGACCACCGACCACCGACCACUGGCACGGCGCCGCCCAUCGUCGUCUGCCAACUUUCCGGGCCGUCACGGAUCAGCCUUCCCGGCGAUCGCCAUCCCUCGUUGCGUCGCGCUGGUUCAGGGCGCAUGUUCUUUCGGACUAGUCUGGAAGAUCCACACCCCCCGUCCAUGGGACGUGCUUAUCCGACCAGGCCCUCCAACUCGCCCAAUUCGCGUGGUCCGACGAUGACCUCUCGCACAGGAAAAUGCUCUUGGGCAACAUCCUCGAACGCUUCCUGGCCCCGCCGAGAUGUUGACACCGCCAUCGCGGCUGAGGGCUCUAACAUAGUUUCCAAAAGCCUAAAACUGACUCACGUUUGCCUCAUUCCUGCAGCCCGUUCCUUCUCGUCGGCGAGCACCUCGGCCGCCGCGGCUGCGACCACCGCUUCGACCUCGCAGGCAUCCCCUAGGGCCUACAUCUCGCCGCGACCCCAUGUACCACGCGAGGUGCGAAGACCCACCAACAGCAACAAAAAAGCGCCCUCCUCUGCCUCUGCACGGGACGUUGGACCUGGCAGUACCCACACCGCUUCCGACCUCCCUUCCCCGCCCCGGACCCCAUCCGAGACCGCCGAGGCCGACGAUUCUUACACCCUAAAUCCACUCACCGACCAGUCCCUUUCCCUACUCUUCACCUACACGACCCCGCCACCACUCUCGUCGCUUUCGGCUUUCGCGGGGCGACUUGCUACCUCCGUAGUAGGCGCGGGCAAGCAUUCGGCACAGUUCUCCCUCGCUCAAGAUCUGGCUCUGCUUGAGCAAUGCCUCAUCCACGAAUCCUUCUGGACCGGCGUCAACACCCUGCCCAAAGCGAAUGCAGCCGAGCGUCGGCAUACCCACUUCCACGACAGCCCGAUCUCUGCGCCGACGAGCGUCACCGCCCUGCGCGCGCACAACGAACCCCUGGCGUCGCUCGGCAAUGCGCUCCUCGGAUCGCUCACGGCCGAGGCCUUGAUGGAGCAGUUCCCAAAUCUACCAACACGUGUCACCAAAGCCGCGUUGACGAUGUUUGUGGGCCCCAAAUCACUUGCCGCCGUUGCGACGUCGUGGGGUAUCGCACCGACGCGCUUGGACCAUCGAUGGGUCGGCCGACCGGACGUUCAAAAAUUGUCGAGGAAGGAUCGAGCGUAUGGCCACCUCGUAGGCGGUGUUGGACCGGCGGCGAAGCGGGAAUCUGUGGGUGGUGAUGGGGCUGCUGGUAUCGGGUUGCUUCGAUGGAACCGAACGAAGGUCUCGCCCGUCAAGGAUGCCGUCUUGUUCGAGGAUGCGUUGGCCAGCGUUGCGAGGGCUGUCGUGGGCGCUAUCUAUCAGACUCAUGUUAGUCACCGCAACUUGGUGCGAAGUCGAUAGCCUUCUUGGCUGACCGCUUUCUUCUAUCCGAUGCAGGGCUUCAACGCGGCACGCCAAUUCGCGCAUGCGCACUUCCUCGCCUCGCUUGUAUCCUCUACCAACUCUAAACUUCCCUCCCCCAUCGCCUCUUCGCAAAUCCUGCCUCUUUUGAAGUUCACCAAUCCGACCUCGGUGCUCUCGUCGCACCUCGUCUUGAAGGCUUCGGCUGGGCGCGCUACGCACCGCCUCUUGAAAGAGUCGGGCCGAUUGUCGAAUCACGCGACUUUCGUCAGCGGCGUUUACUCGGGCGCGACCAAGUUGGGCGAAGGCUUCGGGAGCAGUAUCAAGAUGAGCGAGUACAGGGCGAGUGAGGACGCCUUGAGGAGGUUGUACCUUGGUGGCAAGGGGGCCAAAGGGACGCGCGUCGUUGGGAGUCGAGAUUGGGAUAAACGAGGGAGCGGUGUGCAAGGCUGA
Messenger RNA from Microbotryum saponariae, 2150 nucleotides. Lineage: Eukaryota; Fungi; Basidiomycota; Microbotryomycetes; Microbotryales; Microbotryaceae. The record is from the annotation of a GenBank genome assembly.